AUGGAGCAUUAUCUCAAACGUGAGUGUUUGUGGUCAGUGGUUGAGUCACCUCCAGCCCAGCUCGGCAAGGAGGACAUGAUAAAGGACGAAAAGGCAAUGGCGAAUAUCAUACUGAGUGUGGGAGACAGCCAGUGGAACCAUCUGUCGGUUAAGAACAUGGCUAAAGCUGCUUGGGACUGUUUAAAAGCAGUUUACGUGCAAAGUAUUGCUGACUCCCUUAUCGCAAUUAUUCGGCGGUUUUACAGAACAGUAAUGAAGCCGGGGGAGUCUGUAAGAGCACACUUAAAUGCCCUGGCACAAUGUUGCCAUGAAUUAAAGCAGAGAGGGAAGACAGUGUCAGACGAAGAUAAAGUCAACUUAAUCCUCAGCUCACUGUCGGUUGAAUAUAACAUGCUUGUAAUUUCGCUUGAGACAGCUGAGACAAGCAAAUUAACCUUGGAGUACGUAACAGGCUGGCUGAUUGCGGAGGAACAACAUCUGCAGGAGUCUGGUUAUCUACCAGCUUGUCAGAGUUCCAUACUGGGGGAGACAGCAAAAGAAGUUGCCAGCAAGGAAUCGUCAACCACAAAUCGACUUGGUGAGGUGUUGGAGGUUGCCCUGAGGAAAUGUUUGGUCACUCAAAUGCUGCUGGAACUGGUGUGGCUGGUAAUGGUGCCAUGUCCCAUAAUAUGUGAGAUGAAUUCCAUCAGCUACACCAUGCACAAUGAUCCUUUUCCUAUUCAUCACAAAUUUUAUCAAGCAGGAGAUGUACUCAUUGGUGGGAUCCCCACUCAGGCUACAUUCACAAAUAACCUCCUGUCUUUCACGGAGCACCCUGCACGAAUGGUGAUUAGCGACCCUGCGUCAAUAACAAAACACUACCAGCAUAUCUUGGCCUUGGCAUUUGCUAUAAAAGAAAUAAAUGAGAAUCCCAGUUUCAUAUCCAACAUCAGUUUGGGUUUCUACAUCCUCAACAGUAAUGACAUUGGAACAAUGACCUAUAGAGUCACUCUCUCCCUAUUUUCCGCAUACCAUAAGCUGGUACCCAACUUCAGCUGUUCUGCACAAAAGAAACUUAUAGCUGUCAUUGGAGGGCUUUUCUCUGAAAUCUCUGCUAAUAUUGCCACCAUUCUGAACAUCUACAAAACUCCACAGAUCCAUAGCUUUUUAAAGAAUAUCUUCUUCAAUAAUAGUGCUGGAGAUAUUGUGUGUUUUGAUAAAUACAAUGAAUUAGUUACAGAUUUUGAUGUUACUAACUGGGUAACCUUCCCCAAUGGCUCAUUUGUUAGAGUCAAAGUAGGAAGACUGGAUCCUCAUGCCCCUCCAGGCAAUGAACUGAGUCUUAAUGAUGCUCAGAUUGAGUGGCACAGAAGUUUUAACCAGGGGCUGCCUCUAUCUAUGUGCAAUGACCACUGCCUUCCUGGCUACAGCAAGAGAAAGAAAGAGGGAGAGAAAUUUUGCUGCUAUGGUUGCUCUCCCUGUCCAGAAGGGAUGUUCUCUGAUCAAAUGGACAUGGAAGCUUGUGUUCAAUGUCCAGAUGAUCUUCAUCCCAGCAAAGAGAAAAAUCACUGCAUCCCCAAGUAUAUAAGCUACCUCUCUUACCAAGAAGAUCUAGGGAGGGUGUUAGUGAUGCUGGCAAUUUUUUUAACUUUGGUGACACUCCUGGUGCUUGGAAUUUUCAUACAGCACAGGAAGACACCCAUUGUCAAAGCCAACAACCGUAGCCUCACCUAUAUACUUCUCAUCUCCCUCCUGCUUUGCUUCCUGUGUUCACUGCUCUUCAUUGGGAAACCUGCAAAGGUGACCUGUCUUAUUCGACAAGCAACAUUUGGCAUUGUUUUCUCUCUGGCCCUUUCCAGUGUACUGGCCAAAACCAUCACGGUGGUUCUGGCCUUCAUGGCCACCAAACCAGGAUCCAGGAUGCAGAAAUGGGUGGGCAAAAAGAUGUCACAUUCUAUUGUCCUUUUUGGUUCCUUAAUUCAAGCAGCUAUUUGCACUCUUUGGCUCAGUACUUCCCCACCAUUCCCAGAUCAGGAUAUGCACUCAGUGUCUGGGAAAGUUCUUCUGGGAUGCAAUGAAGGGUCAGCUGCCAUGUUUUACUGUGUCAUAGGCUAUAUGGGCUUCCUGGCUGUUAUCAGUCUCACUGUGGCUUUUCUAGCCAGGAAAUUACCCGACAGUUUCAAUGAAGCCAAAUUCAUCACUUUUAGCAUGUUGGUCUUUUGCAGUGUUUGGUUGUCCUUCUUCCCAACUUACCUGAGCAUCAAAGGGAAAUUCAUGGUGGCUGUGGAGAUCUUCUCCAUUUUGUCAUCUAGUGCUGGGUUACUGGGUUGCAUCUUUUCCCCUAAAUGUUAUAUCAUUUUGCUGAGGCCAGGCCUGAACAACAGGGAGCAGUUAAGUAGAAAAGGAUGA
Molecule: messenger RNA, 2388 nt
Organism: Heteronotia binoei (common prickly gecko)
Lineage: Eukaryota; Metazoa; Chordata; Lepidosauria; Squamata; Gekkonidae
Product: vomeronasal type-2 receptor 26-like
Exons: 6
Coding region: 1-2388 (795 amino acids)
Biological process (GO): G protein-coupled receptor signaling pathway
Cellular component (GO): membrane
Molecular function (GO): G protein-coupled receptor activity
Source: RefSeq, a predicted model, not a curated record